Messenger RNA from Eurytemora carolleeae, 1066 nucleotides. RefSeq names its product crystallin J1A. The transcript has 12 exons. The record is from RefSeq and is a predicted model, not a curated record. The coding region runs from base 38 to 1018 and encodes 326 amino acids. NCBI's taxonomy places the organism in Eukaryota, Metazoa, Arthropoda, Copepoda, Calanoida, Temoridae.
UGUUUUCAAAUUCCGCCCAAAGAGAACUGGUUUCAAUAUGUACGCAGAGUAUACACGACCGCAAUUAACUUUCCUGGCAUUACACCCUUGCUCCAGACUGAAAUAUCCUAAAAUUGUAUGUAGAGUAUCCGAGCUUGAGCUGAUACUGGAGGAUGGAGAGGAGGAGGGGAUCUCCCAGCCUGAGUUUUGGCCAGUUAAUAAAUCUCCGUUCUACAAUGUUCCAACAGGAGCUAGGAGCGGAUACAACCAUGUCCUUGAGGUUGGACUCCUGGUCCUCAGUAUAACAGGUGGAGAACUUGACCUGGAUGCGUACAGGAGAGUGAUCACGGAGAAGUUUGGAGAUGGGACGGCUUGGCAGGAUUCAUACAAGAAGAGAAAACAAGGAUACAAUCCUGCCAAGAGGACAGCCUGGACCGAACCCGUUCCUGGCCCUUGGAUUCAUGAAGCAGUUUUACACUUUCUCCAGGAAGGAGAAGGAGAUGUGAAUAAUCAAGAUAUGGACGGAUUCCUCCUCUCCCUUCCUCAUCUCGUUUUCAAUGCAGAGAAGGAAAACGUUCUAGAGGAGUGUCAGAAAAUUGUUGAACUACUGACAAGAAACCCUAAAACUGUUUCUAUUGCAUUGGUUCAGUGUCGGAUUCUGCAGAAUGUUAUCCUCACUGGAUCUAUGGACCUGGAUAAACUUGAACCUGGAGAAGGACUCGAAUUUCUCCGGGACAUGCUGGAAAAACAGAAUACACCUCACAUAACCUUAGUCAGAGAAUUCGGGAAUAACUGUUAUGUUCCUGGUUCUAUGGUCGGAGCAAUUCAUGCAGUUCUAUCUAGUUCUUCAUACUCUCAAGCAAUCAGGUUGUGUAUAAGAGCUGGAGGAUGUAACUGCUCUAGAUCUAAUUAUUCCGGAGCUAUUGUAGCUGCUGUUAAUGGAAUACAGGAUAUUCCGAUGGAUUGGAUUAAGAAAACUACCGACUUUAUGGAUAUUUUCACCCUGACCUGUAAGGUUUCUCAGAAAAUGUCAAACUAGAUAUUGUGAAAACUUAACAAAGAAUAAAUUACAUUGAUUGAUCAGGCA